AUGAAUCAGAAACCCAGAAGGGCUCUGAAAUCUGAUGGUGUUUGUGAAUCUGUAUUCUAUGGGCUCCCACUUAUAAUUAGACCCACAAACUGCUGGAAACUGGACUGGGAUGAACUGGAGACAAACCACCAAAACUUUCAUGCACUCUGUCACACUUUGAAGAAAAAAGACUUGAUGCUUCUUGCUCGUUCGGAACCUGAGGUUUUGGGACCCAGUUGGUCUGUUCAUGUUGACUCCUAUUACAUCAUAUUGCCUUCCACCACACUGACACUCCUAGUGAAGCCUGUAGCAGUGCAAGAACUCCUUCUACCUUGUGACCUUCCUUACAGAUCUGAUGAACCACCAGAAACAGCUCUAAGUAAUAUAGUGGGGAUAUUGGAUGGGCUCAAUGUGGAAUCAACAUUUAACCCACUGAGUCUGAAAAGUAAUCUGUAUAGACAUCUCAGAGGAACUUUGGUUAGAACUCCUUACCGUCAACAGCCAAAGCAAGUACAACGUAAGGAACAAACUCAUCCUGAACAGCCAUACAGACAGCAACAGAACAGGCCAUACCAAAGUAAAAUAAAAGCAACUGUGGCCCCCCUCUCAUUAGUCUGUCAAUCCACCAACCAGCCUAAGAGUUUCCGGCCUGUAUUGCCGAUGAGUACUUGCUCUUAUAGAACAGCCCCAUUUCCAGAUGAUGAUGAUGAGUUUUUGACAGGAAUCUGA
Molecule: messenger RNA, 708 nt
Organism: Rhincodon typus (whale shark)
Lineage: Eukaryota; Metazoa; Chordata; Chondrichthyes; Orectolobiformes; Rhincodontidae
Product: meiosis 1 arrest protein-like
Exons: 5
Coding region: 1-708 (235 amino acids)
Biological process (GO): meiosis I; male meiosis chromosome separation; spermatogenesis
Source: RefSeq, a predicted model, not a curated record